Papaver somniferum (opium poppy) is the source of this 6422-nucleotide messenger RNA. Its product is annotated as phosphatidylinositol 4-kinase alpha 1-like. Gene Ontology annotation, cellular component: plasma membrane; cytoplasm. NCBI's taxonomy places the organism in Eukaryota, Viridiplantae, Streptophyta, Magnoliopsida, Ranunculales, Papaveraceae. Gene Ontology annotation, molecular function: 1-phosphatidylinositol 4-kinase activity. Gene Ontology annotation, biological process: phosphatidylinositol phosphate biosynthetic process; phosphatidylinositol-mediated signaling. The coding region runs from base 181 to 6267 and encodes 2028 amino acids. The transcript is spliced from 26 exons. The record is from RefSeq and is a predicted model, not a curated record.
UCGGUUAGAAGGGACGGUAAAAUAGAGAAAAAGGGGGAGAAAAAAUCAACCCCCGAAGGCGAUGAUGAUGAUGAAGAAGAAGAAAGGAGAAGAAACAAAAUGCACGAAGAUCGUAUUGUAAAACCCUAGAGAAAAAAUCAAUUAAAUUAUCUUCGAUCUUUGAGCUUUUGAUCUUCAUCAAUGGAAGCUUUAAUCGAGCUUUGCGACCUAAUUGUUCAAAACCCCUCUCAAUUUACAUCAAAACUUUCAUGGAUUUGUGGUCGUUGUCCUCAACCAGGAGGUUCUCAUUCUAAUGGAUCCAUGAAAGUUACAAGAUCUCAACUCAAUGCAGUACUUGCUAUAUCCAGAUUAAUCUCAAAAUGUCCAAACGAAGCAGAACUUCGACCUAAAUCACUUCUUCUUGAGUUUUUGCAAUCGAUUCCAUUAUCGUUUCGUUCAUCAUUUUGGCCACAAUCCUAUAAAAUUGAGUCAAUUAGGUCAUUUUAUUCUGAUUUAUUAAGUUAUGUUGUUAAAGCUUGUGAACUUUGUAAGGAUUUUGGAGAUGAGGUUGGGGAAUUUUUUGGAGGUAUUUUGAUUUCAGCUAUUAAUGCUUCUGGUGAUGAAACUUUGAUUUCUAGAGUUUUUUUGACUUGUGUUUCUCAAUAUUGUCCACCAAUUUUGCAAGAGGAUGCUGAAAAAUUGGUCGGUUAUUUAUUAGAACAGUUUGUUAUUGUUAAUCCUAAUUCUCCUAGGGAGAUGCAUUCGGGUUCAUCAUCAAUUAAUAGUUCACCUUAUAAUGGUAACCAUGGGGGAAGAUUUAACGAUAAUUCGAGUCCUGGGAAUGAAAUUAGUAAUGUUUCUGGGUCAUCUGGUAGUGUGAAUGCGAGAGGUGUAGUGGUUAAUGGAGGCAGCAUUGUGUCAAGAAGUAGUGUGGAUCAAUCUGGAUCAAAUUUCGUGUAUAAUGAUGCUGGACAAAUUACGUUGAAACAACAGGUUGCUUUGUUUGAGGAGGAGUCAAUUGAGAGUUUGGAGAAGAAUGUUAUUGCUCUGAGGUUGUUAGGGCAUAUAGCUGAGAAAAUUCCAAUGAAAACAGGAGAUUUGGAUCAAGUUAGGUUCGUUGCCAAGAAGCAGCUCCAAACUUCAGUCAUUUUCCUUAAGAUAAGGAAGCGUGACUGGACAGAACAAGGGGCAGCACUAAAAGCAAGAAUCAAUACUAAGUUAUCUGUUUACCGAGCUGCAGCAUGGGUCCAAGUUAAAUGUCUUGCGUCUCUUGACCCGGAUAUAAAAUCAUCCAAGAAAUUGUUGCUCGAGACACUAGCUUUAUUCAUAGAUGCUGCAGAGUCUUGUUUAUACUCAAUAUGGAGAAAGCUGAGAAUCUGUGAAGAUUUAUUUAGUUCGUUGCUUAGUGGUAUUUCACAAGUUGCUGUUAGUCGUGGGGGUCAGUUGUUAAGGGUUCUGCUUAUUCGCUUGAAACCUCUUGUUCUCACGACAUGUGCUCAGGCAGAUACCGGGAGCAACAGCCAAGGAGCCAUGUUUGAGAGUGUCACAAAGACCGGUUGUGAAAUUAUUGAAUUUGGCUGGAGUAAGGACCGGGCCCCAGUUGAAACCUUUAUUAUGGGAUUAGCUGCAUGCAUUCGGGAGCGAAAUGAUUAUGAGGAACAGGAAGGCAAAGAGAAACAAGAUGUCCCAGUCAAGCAGCUUAAUGUGAUACGCUUGCUUGCAAAUAUAAAUGUUACUGUUAAUAAGUCGGAAGUGGUAGAUAUGAUAUUGCCCCUGUUUAUUGAAAGCUUAGAAGAGGGUGAUGCAUCAGCUCCGAGUUUAUUGCGACUUCAAAUUCUCGAUGCGGUAUCACGUAUGGCCUGCUUGGGGUUUGAAAAGUCCUACCGUGAGACGGUUGUUCUGAUGACAAGAAGCUACUUAAAUAAGCUCUCGACUAUAGGAUCUGCUGAAAGCAAAACAUUAGCUCCAGAAGCAACUACAGAACGUGUAGAGACUCUUCCUGCAGGUUUUCUUCUGAUUGCUGGUGGCAUUAAGAGUCCUAAGUUGCGAUUGGACUAUCGUCACCGCUUGCUGUCAUUAUGCUCGGAUGUAGGGCUAGCUGCAGAGUCCAAAAGUGGAAGGAGUGGAGCAGAUUUUUUGGGACCUCUUCUUCCAGCUGUUGCUGAAAUAUGUUCUGAUUUUGAUCCGACAGCAGAUGUUGAGCCUUCACUUUUGAAGUUGUUCCGCAACUUGUGGUUUUAUACUGCUCUUUUUGGAUUGGCACCUCCCAUUCAGAAAAAUCAACUUCCUACGAAGUCAAUUUCUACCACACUUAAUAGUGUGGGAAGCAUGAGCGCAAUGGCUCUUCAAGCAGUCGCUGGACCUUAUAUGUUUAAUGCUCAAUGGUGUGUAGCUGUUCAGCUUAUUGCUCAAGGAACCCCACCUCUUGUUGUUAGCUCUGUUAAAUGGCUUGAGGAUGAGUUGGAACUUAAUGCUCUUCACAAUCCUGGUAGUCGUCGAGGUAGUGGCAAUGAGAAAGCUGCAGUAACCCAAAGAGCUGCUCUUUCUGCUGCUUUGGGAGGCCGAGUUGAGGUAGCAGCAAUGAGCUCGAUCACAGGAGUCAAGGCAACAUAUCUACUUGCGGUUGCUUUUUUGGAGAUUAUACGUUUCAGCAGCAACGGUGGCAUCCUUAAUGGGGGCAAUAGUGUCACUGCAGCUAGAAGUGCCUUUAGCUGUGUGUUUGAAUAUCUGAAGACUCCCAAUCUGAUGCCAGCUGUCUUCCAGUGUUUGUCUGCUAUUGUCCAUAGAGCUUUCGAAACAGCAGUUUCAUGGCUGGAGGAACGAGUGUCUGAAACUGGCAAUGAAGCUGAGAAAAGGGAGGCUACCCUCUCUGCUCAUACUUGUUUUCUCAUAAAAAGCAUGUCGCAGAGAGAGGAGCAUCUUCGUGAUAUCUCUGUUAGUUUGUUGAGUCAACUUAAAGAUAGGUUUCCGCAGGUUUUGUGGAAUUCUUCGUGUUUGGAUUCACUACUAUUUUCGGUUAACAAUAACUUGCCUUCUACACUAGUCAAUGAUCCUUCCUCUGUAGCUACAGUGCGUUCUUUAUAUCAGAAAGUUGUUCGGGAAUGGAUUACUAAUUCACUUUCAUAUGCUCCAUGUACUAGCCAAGGUCUUUUACAGGAAAAGAUUUGUAAAGCAAACACGCGAGAGAAUACUCAGCACAAUGCCGAUGUGGUUUCUCUUUUAUCCGAGAUCCGUAUUGGUACUGGAAAGAAUGAUGGAUGGAUGGGUAUACGAACUGCCAAUGUUCCUGCCGUUAUGGCGGCUGCUGCUGCAGCUUCAGGAGGAGCGAACUUAAGCUUGACCGGAGCUCUGAGCUUUGAGGUGCUCUCCACCGGGGUAAGUAGUGCAACUACUAAAUGCAACCAUGCUGGGGAAAUCGCUGGGAUGAGAAAGUUUUAUAACAGCAUUGGCGGGUUUCAAAAUGGUUCUUCACCAAUGGGUUUUGGGGGGUUGGGUGCCGGCCUUCAGAGGUUGAGAUCAGGUGUGUCUCCUCAACCGGAACCUCCAAGUGAGUCGUUUAAUGAAAUGCUCCUUAAAAAGUUUGUGGUGCAACUUCAACAAUUUGUUAACACUGCCGAGAGAGGUGAAGCGGUGGAUAAGUCAUUGUUUCGUGAAGCAUGUUCUAGAGCAACUGCAUUACUACUAUCAAAUCUUGGUUCUGAUUCAAGAUCAAACUUAGAGGGGUUUUCACAGCUCCUACGACUUCUUUGCUGGUGUCCAGCUUACAUAUCAACACCCGACGCGAUGGAGACCGGCAUAUUUAUUUGGACAUGGUUAGUCUCUGCUGCGCCUCAACUGGGGUCUCUUGUCCUUGCAGAGCUUGUUGAUGCUUGGUUGUGGACAAUAGAUACGAAAAGAGGGUUAUUUGCGUACGAGGUUUGGUACUCUGGACCUGCAGCAAAGUUGAGGCCUCAGCUUGCACCUGGGGAGCCGGAAAUGUUGCCUGCUAAAGAUCCUGUCGAAGGAAUAAUUGCUCAUAGAUUAUGGCUUGGGUUUUUUAUUGAUCGCUUUGAGGUGGUUCGUCACGAUAGCGUUGAGCAACUCCUGCUCCUUGGUCGGAUGUUACAAGGAACCAUCAAGUUCCCUUCACAAUUUUCACGGCAUCCUGUUGCUACUGGAACCUUUUUCACAGUGAUGCUUCUUGGUUUUAAAUUCUGCUCUUGCCAGUGGCAGGGCAAUCUGCAGAAUUUCAGAUCAGGGCUGCAAUUGUUAGAAGACCGUAUAUACCGAGCCGCCCUGGGUUGGUUUGCUAAUGAACCUGAAUGGUUUGACAUGUGCGACAAGAACUUUGCUCAGAGUGAGGCUCAAUCUGUUUCCUUAUUCGUGCAUCAUCUUUCAAAUGAGCGGGUGGAUGCUCUCCCAUCAGAUUCCUCUUCAAAAGGCUCGGUGCGUGAAAAUGGAAGUUCUCAUAGUGACAUGAAGGAUCAAUAUCAUCCUGUUUGGGGUAAAAUGGAUAACUACACAGCUGGAAGAGAAAAAAGGAAACAGCUACUGUUAAUGCUAUGCCAGCAUGAGGCCGAUAGACUUGAAGUUUGGGCAACUCCUGUAAAUACAAAGGAAAACACAUCUUUUCGACUGAAAGUUAGUUCUGAAAAAUGGAUUGAAUAUGCUAGGACUGCAUUUUCUGUGGAUCCUCGCAUUGCCUUUUCCUUAGUUACAAGGUUCCGAGCAGUUUCGCCUUUAAAGUCCGAAGUUUCUCAGUUAGUUCAGUUGCACAUAGUGGAGAUACGCAGCAUAGCUGAAGCACUACCAUUUUUUGUCACUCCGAAGGCAGUUGAUGAGAAUUCCGUACUUCUGCAACAACUGCCACACUGGGCAGCUUGUUCGAUUACGCAGGCUCUUGAAUUCCUGACACCUGCAUAUAAGGGUCAUCCACGUGUUAUGGCUUAUAUCCUUAGAGUUUUGGAGUCUUACCCUCCUGAACGAGUCACCUUUUUUAUGCCACAACUCGUGCAAGCUCUUCGCUAUGAUGAUGGGAGAUUAGUGGAAGGUUAUUUGCUCAGAGCAGCUCAAAGAAGUGAUAUAUUUGCCCAUAUUUUGAUAUGGCAUUUACAGGGAGAGACAUGCAGCCCCGAGGUAGUGGUGAAAGACCCAGCAGUCAUUGAGAAGAAUACUGCAUUUCUAGCACUACUGCCUGUUGUUAGGGAGCAUAUUGUAGAGGGAUUCAAUCCAAAGGCCCGUGACAUAUUUGAAAGAGAGUUUGAUUUUUUUGAUAAAGUCACUUCUAUUUCUGGUGCAUUGUAUCCACUUCCUAAGGAGGAGCGGCGAGCCGGUAUUAGGAGGGAACUAGAAAAGAUUCAAAUGAAUGGGGAUGAUCUUUACCUACCUACUGCUCCUAGUAAACUAGUGCGGGGUAUUCAGGUGGAUAGCGGGAUCCCACUACAGUCAGCAGCAAAAGUUCCUAUAAUGAUCACAUUUGACGUGAUAGAUAGGGAUGGGGAUCCGAGGGAUGUAAAACCACAAGCUUGUAUCUUCAAGGUUGGGGACGAUUGUCGGCAAGAUGUUCUCGCUCUUCAAGUGAUUUCUCUUCUUAGAGACAUUUUUGAAGCAGUUGGGCUAAAUUUAUAUGUAUUUCCUUAUGGUGUGCUCCCAACUGGUCCAGAGAGAGGCAUUAUUGAGGUGGUCCCCAACACACGGAGUAGAAGUCAAAUGGGUGAAACCACCGAUGGUGGUUUGUACGAGAUUUUCCAACAAGACUUUGGGACCGUUGGGUCUCCCAGUUUCGAAGCUGCUCGUGAUAACUUCAUUAUCAGCGCUGCAGGUUAUGCAGUUGCCAGUCUUUUACUUCAGCCAAAAGAUCGGCACAAUGGGAAUCUACUUUUCGAUAAUGUGGGGAGGCUCGUUCAUAUUGAUUUUGGUUUUAUCUUUGAGAUUUCACCUGGAGGCAAUAUGCGUUUCGAAAGUGCACACUUUAAGCUGAGCCACGAAAUGACUCAGUUGCUUGAUCCAUCUGGUGUAAUGAAAAGUGAAGCAUGGAACAGGUUUCUUAGCUUAUGCGUGAAAGGGUAUCUAGCAGCUCGACGUCACAUGGAUGGGAUUAUCAAUACUGUACUGAUGAUGUUAGAUAGUGGGUUGCCUUGCUUUAGUAGGGGUGACCCAAUAGGGAACCUACGGAAGAGAUUUCAUCCUGAGAUGACUGAACGUGAGGCUGCGAAUUUUAUGAUCCGUACAUGUGUAGAUGCCUAUAACAAGUGGACCACAGCAGGUUACGACUUGAUUCAGUAUUUGCAGCAAGGCAUUGAAAAGUAGCGAGAAUAAAAUGCUUGAUGCAAGUAGAUUACCCUCAUUGUACAUCAUGUUUUCCUCCACUUCGAAACUGUAAGUUUAAAUCCCUUGUAACUCUGAUAUAUAUAUAGUCACGGAUCCUUCUUUUUUUGUUGUUUGUUUUCUUUGAGGCGCCAUCA